AUGCCUGAUGUAUACCUGAUCGAUCCAUGGCGUGCGGGGGAAAUGCAGACGGAGUUGGAGGUGCACGACGGCGUGAGUGCGGGCAAGUACACCAUCGGGUUGGGGCAGGACGAGCAUGGGUUUUGCUGCGACCAGGAGGAUGUCAUCUCCAUGAGCCUGACUGCAGUCCAGCGGUUGCUAGAGAACAACGGCAUAGAUGCCUCACGCAUAGGGCGGUUGGAGGUGGGCACAGAGACAGUGAUUGACAAGAGCAAGUCCAUCAAGACCGCCAUCAUGACGCUCUUUGAGGCCAGCGGCAACGCUGACGUGGAGGGCGUUGAUUCGUGCAACGCGUGCUACGGUGGCACCGCGGCGCUGCUGAACAGCGUCAACUGGGUGGAGGGGUCGUCGUGGGACGGCCGUUUUGCCAUCGUUGUUGCAGUUGACAGCGCUGUGUACGCAGAGGGUCCAGCCCGGCCCACAGGGGGGGCAGGCGCGGUGGCGAUGCUGGUGGGGCCAGACGCGCCUCUGGCGAUGGAGAGUGGGCUGGCAGGCAGCUAUGCCGCCCAUGCAUACGACUUUUACAAGCCCAAGCUCGCCAGCGAAUAUCCUGUGGUGGAUGGCAAGCUAUCGCAGACGUGCUACACCAAGGCGCUUGACCACUGCUACCAACGCUUCUGUGAAAAGUACGCCAAGAAGCAUGGCUCUGCGUUCUCACUGGGCGACACUGAAUCCGUGGUCUUCCACUCGCCCUACAACAAGCUGGUGCAGAAGAGCCUAGCACGGCUGGUAUUCAACGAUGUGAAGAGGGGAGUGAGCAGCUCAUAUCUGGGUGCAGGGGAGGCGGAUGCACUGCAGCCUUUUGUGGGGCUGGACGAGGAGAAGAGCCUCACGGACAGAGACCUGGAGAAGACGGCCAUGCGGGUGGCAGGUCCAGUGUACAGCAGCAAGGUGGGCCCCACCACCCUCGUGGGCAAGCGUGUGGGCAACAUGUACUGUGCUUCGCUCUAUGGCAGCCUUGCCUCCCUGCUCGCACAGCAAGGGCAGCAGCUGGAGGGCCGUCGGAUUCUGCUCUUCUCCUAUGGCUCUGGCCUCAUGUCAACGCUCUUCUCGCUGACCGUGCGCCAAGCUGCUGACCCAUUCUCCCUCGCCACACUCACUACUCAUCUGGACGUGCACCAGCUUCUUGAGUCUCGAACCAAGGUGUUGCCCCCUCUUCAAGCCGUUUCCCUCCCCUUCUCCCUCACCACACUCACUGUUCAUCUGGAUGUUAACCAUCUGCUCAGCAUGCAGCCGGCAGCCCCCGCGGGGCAAUGGGGAGGAGCGCAAGCCGCGACCGGCGCCGGCGCCGGCGCAGGCGGAGCGGAUGAGCCGCGGACGCUGUGGGUGGGCGAUCUGCAAUACUGGAUGGACGAGACGUACCUCUGGAACGCGUUCGCGUCCACGGGCCAGGUUGCAAAUGCGAAGAUAAUUCGCAACAGGGCAACAGGGCAGCCCGAGGGGUACGGGUUCGUGGAGUUCACAACUCAUGCAGCAGCGGAGCAGGCGCUAGCGGCCUAUCAGGGCACGCCCAUGCCUCAGGCGGAGCAGCAGCCGUUUCGCAUCAACUGGGCCGCGUUUGGCGCCGGGGAAAAAGGACGCUUGGGAGAGCAGCAGGCGCUAGCGGCCUACCAGGGAACGCCAAUGCCUCGGGCGGAGCAGCAGCCCUUCCGCAUCAACUGGGCCGCGUUUGGCGCCGGGGAAAAAGGUGGUGGGCGGCCAGCGGACGGGCAGGAGUUCUCCAUAUUCGUGGGCGACCUCGCUCCAGACGUGAACGACUACUUGCUCUGUGAAACCUUCCGCUGCCGCUACGGCUCCGUGAGAGGCGCCAAGGUGGUGGUGGACAAUGUGAGUGGGCGCACCAAGGGGUAUGGCUUCGUGGUGGUGGACAAUGUGAGUGGGCGCACCAAGGGGUAUGGCUUACUGUGUAAAGGACUGAAUCCCCCUCCGUUCCCCACCACCCCUCUUCACCAUUCCGCCCCCCCCUCCUGCUCUAUCUGCCAUUUCCCUUCCACUGAACAACAGGUGGUGGUGGACAAUGUGAGCGGGCGCACCAAGGGGUAUGGCUUCGUACGAUUCUCGUCAGAGGAGGAGCGGGACCGUGCAUUGCACGAGAUGAACGGCCAGAUGUGCUCCUCCCGCCCCAUGCGCAUCAGCGUCGCCACUCCCAAGAAGCCUGGAGCUCCGGGGCAGGGUGGCCCGCAGGGUGGGCAAGGCGGAGGUCCAAGGGCAGGCCCUCAGCCCCAGGUGCAGGGACCAGGGGGCGAGGACGACCCCAGCAACACCACGAUCUUUGUGGGAGGGUUGGACCAGAGUGUGACGGACGAGCAGCUGAGAGCGGUGUUUGGGCCGUGGGGCGAGCUGGUAUAUGUGAAGAUUCCCUUUGGCAAGGGCUGUGGCUUCGUGCAGUUCCGACACCGAUCGCAGGCAGAGGAGGCGCUGAGGAACAUGCAUGGCACAGUCAUCGGGCAGCAGUCUGUGCGGCUCUCAUGGGGCCGCAAUCCCGCCUCAAAGCGUACUUCAACUAACCCCUCCCAAGGCUCUCAGUGGCAGCAGCCACAGCAGCAGCAUGAUCCCAACACAGCAGCAGCAGGUGGUUGGGGCGCUGCUGCUGGUAACACUGGUUACUAUGGAGGGUACAGUGGUUACGAUGCUUCAGGGGGCUACAACCAGGGAGCGUAUGCUUCGUAUGGUGGAUAUGGAGGUUACGGGGGCUACGGCCAACAACAGGCUUGGCCUCAAGCUCAAGCUGCUCCAGCUGCAGCAGCAGCAUCCCCUGCCACAACACCAGCACCACAAAGUGCAGCAGCAGCGCCUGCUUCUGGAUUUGCAGCUGGAGUGACCCCAGAACCCUUCGAUCCCCUGCGCCCCCUUGACGUGGACAAGAUGAAUGCUCAAUAUAUGGCAAAGCACGAGGGGUCUCUUGUGCCUCAUCAUGUUUGGUUCAAAAUGCCAGAAUCAGCAACUGCAUAG
Messenger RNA from Closterium sp. Naga37s-1, 2991 nucleotides. The record is from the annotation of a GenBank genome assembly. NCBI's taxonomy places the organism in Eukaryota, Viridiplantae, Streptophyta, Zygnematophyceae, Desmidiales, Closteriaceae.